Volvox carteri f. nagariensis is the source of this 4211-nucleotide messenger RNA. RefSeq lists its product as uncharacterized. The coding region runs from base 1 to 3765 and encodes 1254 amino acids. NCBI's taxonomy places the organism in Eukaryota, Viridiplantae, Chlorophyta, Chlorophyceae, Chlamydomonadales, Volvocaceae. The transcript is spliced from 10 exons. The record is from RefSeq and is a predicted model, not a curated record.
AUGUUUUCGGUUUAUUGCGCAGUGAGCGAUCGGCUGUUCAACAACUUGGUCAUCUUGCGUCAGCCUUGGACACACGCUGAAGCGCUGCUGCAGCCCGUGCCGUUUUCGUCCUGGCUUCCGCUGCUGGCGUUGGCGGCGUGCUGCUGCUUCGUGCCGCUCAGCGUCGUUGCAUUCAGCGUUGCGUUGGGUAGCGGCACCGUCACCAAGGCGAUAUGGUGCAUGGUCGCGGGAGGCGCUGGUCUCGCGAUGGCUCUGCAGGCAGCGGCGCUGCUGCACCGGUUGAAGGCGACCCCGGGCAAUGACCACGCGCGUCAGCAGCAGCCGCAAUCGGGGGCGGAACACGAGGGUCACAGCGCGAGAUGGGCAAGAGCAGCCGGGGGCUUAUCUAUUGCUGGGCAGGGCACGCAGCAGCAGCGGCAGCAGAAUCAGUCAAGGCAGGAAGGACAAAGACGGGUCCCGCGUGAGACGCUGGCGGGGCGACGGCAACACAACGUUCAGUGCCAAAGUUUGGAUCCACCUACAGGUAUCCUUGGAUCCGGAACUGGGUCGUCGUACGUCGGCAGCUGGGGUGGAUCGAGACUUGCGCUCAACAACGAAGGGCGCUCACAGCCCGUCAUGGAAUCAGCCGCAGCUAUGGAGGGCCCGUCGCUGCCGUCACCGUUGCGCCACAGCAGCAGCUCCGCACGGCCAAGCUGCGCAACCCCCUCGGCGUCCAGCAGCGCGGUCGCUUUGACCGAGGCACUACGUCUCGUACAGGAGCACCGGCUGAUGUCCUACAGCUGCGCGGCGCAGAGCGCCCACGUGCAGCUGCAUGUUGCGGGUGUGCAGCCCGGCGAGCUUUCCCCCGGAUGGCGGAAGGAGCUGGAGCGGCAGUUUGCAGGCCAGGGAUGGUGCCUUCUGAGCACGGCCGUUCGCCGCAGUACCUGCAUCUCCGUCACACUCGCCAGCCUGCAGGGGGACCAUCACACGGCUGCCCAUGCGGAUGCGGGUGCGGAAGUAGCUGCAGAGCAAGCGGCGGACGGGGCUAUUGUCUGGGAGGCUGGAACCGGGGCUUUGCCUGCAGCACGGGUUGGACUCACGGAGCCGAGCCUCCUUGCCACGCCUGAGGAGCUGCUGGCUGGGCUGAAGAUCAGCCGUCAGGAAAUCGGCCCCGGCUUUUCUUUUACCGUACAGGUGAUUACGGACGAUGGCCGCAGACACCGUGCCAGGUAUGUUUGCCAGGCUGAUGGUAGCUGGCUGAAGGAGCCGCUCGGCGAUGGCGGCUCAAGGCCGGCAGCCUUGGCGCCCGGUGUUAUGGCCAAGGGUACUGCCGGUGCGGCAAUGGCGGCGAAAGCACCACAGCUGCCACCAUGCAGCCAGCAACACGCCCAGGACCUCCACCGCCAUGGCAUUGAUGAUCUUGGGGGCCCCAUUAACAGUAAGCAGCGGAGCCCGACUGCCCCGGGUGCAUCGAAUGCACCUGGUAGCAGCAACAGCAGCGGUGACGCUGGUGCUGUUGGGACGGAUGUAGUCACGCAGGCGGACCUGGGCUUCGAUGCGCGAGGCGCUUCAAAGGAAUGGGUCAUCUGGACGCCGUAUGUGGUGCUUGGCACACUGGAGCUGGGCAACACCAUCGGCGCCGCCGCAUCAACUUGUGAUGGUGAUGGUAGUGGUGGCGGUCUCAUUGCCAGCUCCUUCCGCGCCCAGCGCUAUGAUACUCAUGUCCGGGCAGACGCGGUUACGUCGUCUUCGCCGCUGCACGGGAGCGCUGGCGCCGGAGCUGUGGAGCCAGGCGCGUGUGGUGACUGCGGUAACGAAGUGACAACAGGCGACCCAUGGGGCGACUGUGAUGUCGUGUUCCGUGCCCAGUCGCUCGGCGUUCCCUGCAAGGAGCUCAAAGUAUGCCAGGUGCUGACACAUCAAAGCGUCGCCGGUGCCAUGACCCGUUGGUCACAGGAACCGGAAUUCCGGAUGGAAUCUGGAUCCGGACCUGGGUCGUACAAAAGAGGGAAUGCAGCUGGCGGGCGGAGUCGGAUAUGGGCACUGACGGUGUGGGACGAGUCCGUGCCAGCAGAGGCAGGGCCGACGACCGUCGCCUUGCCACAGCAGCAGGGGCCUGGACGGAUCGGCGGUGGUGACAGACAUGCUGGCGCCGCGCCGCCGUUCCUUGUGGACCUGACGGCGUGGCAUGGCCAGGAGCUCCUGAUGGCACGUAUAGUGCUGCUCGUACCUCAAACACAGCCAUCUGUCUGCAGUGCCGUCGGCGGCGGUCACGGUUGCGACGGCGGCGACGGCGAUGUGACCUCAGGACGACGCUGGACACGACAGCUGGAGGAGCUUCUGAGCUUGCAACCCCCCAAUGUGGCCCAACACAUCACUGUGGAUCUGGGUCUCUUUCUUUCCGAUGCAUUGGAAGGCAUUCCUAGGGCUGAGCGGCUUUCGGUGCCAUCGGCGCCUGCGCCGGAGGCGAAAGGGAAAGCGCACGUGGGAUUGGCGCCCGCUGCUGCGGCUGCCGCCGCAGCCGCGUCGUCGGUAGAGGCCGGCUGCGGUGCACACACGGCGUCCGUUAUAGCCGUUGCGGCAACUGCUGUGCAUGGCGGCGGCGGCUCGCGGGUCGGCUGCCAGCUGGUGCUGCUACUGGACCUGGGCACAGGCCUGCUAUCUUUGGUGUUGAGACACGGCUGCUGCACACUGGCGGAGCUUAUCUGGGCGUCCUUGGAGCGUCUUGGUUUCGGAGCGGAGGAGGUGUUGCUGCACUGCGCAGGAUAUUCGCAGGGCAGCUGGCCCCUGUUGCACGCGGCCGCAGCCUCUGGAGAACCGCGGGUGGCGGAUCUGGUGCUGUCCUGGUACGCUGCGGCCAGCUUGCCGGAGCCCUGGCUGCAGCCUAUGCGGAUCCCGGGCUCGCCUGCAGUACUGACACCGCUGGCUCUGGCGGUGGCGACGUCGCCAUCAGGAGCCCUGCUGUCGUACAUUCUCCGAAACCAUCCUCAGGCGCUGGUGGCGUGGCGCGUCCGCAUGAAUGGUGCCAGCGGCAGGUCGAUGGCAGUGGCGGCGGGGCUAUGGGCCGUUGUAUUGGAGGCCGAUGUACGGACAGCGGUCGCGCCAGCAGCGACGGCGCUGGCGGCAGCGCUCCUUGGAUCCUUCCAGGCCACAUGCCCCAUGGCGGCGGCCGCGGCCGCGGCUGCGGCAGCAGCAUCAUCGCCCAUCGCAGCUUGGAGCUGGCUACAUGCAUCCCGCUUGGCGGGGCGCUGCGUCGCGGGUCGUCUGUGGUGGACGGUAUUGGAGGCGGUGCUGGCUGCUGUGAUGGCGUCGCCGCUAGGGCUGAGAUGGCACUGGCUGUGCUGUGCGGCGGCCGCGGCGAUGCGGUGCAUUUACCAAGGGGGGGAGGGGUCGCUGCUGCCGCCCUCUGAAAUGAGCGCGUACGGCCCCCAGAUGACGCUGGCUUAUGUGUUGUUCGUACUGGUAACCUCCUGCUGCUAUCAGGCUCCUUGCGGGCUCAACGUCUUCCUGCGCCUCGCUGAAGCUGUUACCGGCAGCCGGUUGCUGUACAAGUACGGCGCGACGAGCCGGCGGCAGCGGGCGGUCGUACAAGCGAUAUGGAUGCAGGCGCUUGGCUGGGCCGUUGGCGCUGUGCUGCGCAGCAGGGCCCGCGUUGUUCUGCGACGGCAGCAGCAGCUGCAUCAGCACAUGCAACAGCUGCAACAGAAAGACAGUCAAAGCAGCCAGCAAGAGCAGCAAGAGCGCAACAACGUAGGAACAGCACCAAAGACCGAAGACAGGUACUGACAGGUACUGCAAGCCCAGUCAAGUAUGCCGUCGGGAACUUGUCUCGCCCGCGCCGGAGCCACCAGGACAGGAGUAAUUAAGUAUGCACCUACGGUGGAACCAAGAACCGGACGGACGCGCAAUGUUGGCGCAUCUGCAUGCGGAAGCGAGACGCCGCUUGAGCCAACGAUCCCUAUGCCCCCUUCUUCUCAAUCUUCAGCAUAUUUGGAAAUCCGCGUUGGCCAACUCAUAUUAAUAUGCCUGGAUCACCUCGAGCUCCCCAACGAACCCAUUUUCGUUUCUCACGAUGUCGACGUACCUUUAUUAUGGCGUUCGCGCAUUUGGUAGCCUGGAAGCUGCGGGCCGCAACUCCGAAUACCAGCGUUAGCUACGUUUCUUUCCAUGUAACAACUUCGCUAUGCUAUGCUCUUCAUUAUGUUGCAUGACCCUCAGAAAGAGUUUGGUUG